Mustela lutreola (European mink) is the source of this 3276-nucleotide messenger RNA. RefSeq names its product syncytin-1-like. The record is from RefSeq and is a predicted model, not a curated record. Bases 1064 to 2773 code for a protein of 569 amino acids. NCBI's taxonomy places the organism in Eukaryota, Metazoa, Chordata, Mammalia, Carnivora, Mustelidae. The transcript is spliced from 2 exons.
AGGACCAAGAUGGUGAAAGUUCCCGCCACACCACCUGAGCUCGGACAGGAGAACAAAGGACCAAGAUGGCGAAAGUUCCCGCCACACCACCUGAGCUCGGACAGGAGAACAAAGGCCCAAGCAGGAACCUGAGACCCCCGCCCUGGGCUCCUGUGGACCAAUGGGAUCCCGAUGAGCAGGAGGGAUAUCCAAAUAAGGGAAACUUGCCAAAAGACCCCUGAGCUUUCCCCAAGACCCCUUAAAAGCCCCCUCCUCCCUGCCUUGGGCGCGACUUCCCCCACUCUGCUUUCCAGAGUUGCGGAACCUCGCCCGAGGGUGCCCACCUCCUCCCGGUGCAACUUUCUCGGCUCCCCUUCACCUGGGCCCUGAAACUUCACCGGAGAGAACCUUUAAUAAACCUUGCCUUACACUCACUUUGCCUGGUGUUGUGUUUAUCUCGUCGGAAAAACCUUACAUUUGGCGCCGAAACCCGGGAGGAGAUUGAGCCCCCACCCCAGUGGGGAGGCUCUCUCCUUUCCCUAGCCGGACUGGACCUGCCUUUCCGAACGCCACUUCUGAAGCCGUGGUUGGAUCGAGGCAUACCCUACGGCUCGAGAAACAGCAGAUGUAGUGGCUACAAUACUCAUCGAGCACAUCAUCCCGAGGUUUGGAUUGCCCCGGACCCUCCAGUCAGACAACGGACCUGCCUUCAUCUCCAGUGUAACCCAGCAGGUAGCGGAGAGCCUCAACAUAACCUGGAAACUUCACAUCCCAUACCACCCACAGUCAUCGGGUAAGGUAGAAAGGGCCAACGGGCUGCUGAAAGCCCAACUCACCAAACUUACCCUAGAGACCCGUCUUUCCUGGCCCACACUUCUGCCCCUGGCUCUCACCAGACUCCGAGCUACGCCCCGCGGGCCUUCGGGCUUAAGCCCAUUCGAAUUACUAUAAGGCCGGCCCUUUCUUAUAAAUCAUAGCCUUCCGGCCAUCUCCCCACCUCUUUUAUCCUAUUUACCUUAUCUUACUCUCCUCCGAGCUCUCUUAAGGGCUCACGCUGACACUGUCAUUCCAGCCCCUAACGACCAUGCUUCUGAAGGGGGUAUACGAGAUCUAUCCCCUGGGGACCAGGUCCUCCUCAAAAGCUUGCGGCCAGACUCCUUACAAACUCCGUGGACUGGGCCUUAUACAGUUGUCCUUACCACCCCAACUGCUGCAAAACUGUUGGGGCACUCUGCAUGGGUACAUAUCAACAAUCUCAAGCGGGCACCCACAGAGACUAAUUGGACCUCCCAGAUGGCAGGCCCCACCAAACUCCGCUUGGUUAGGGCCCCUUCUCAUAUUCCUUCUAAUCCAGACAAGCCAGGCGGAAUCAUGUGAGUCUAGCUGCAUGAGGGGUUCAGGUACUUCUCGCCAUUUUUCAGCCUUUACUUAUAUGCCUGCAACCUGCUACCGGGGAAAGGAACCGACAACCUGUACGUAUGACCAGAAAACCUAUUGGGUCUCCGACCUUGUGACAGCCAAACGAGGUAUUGCCCCCUGCAACAUCUACCCCAGGUCUGGAAAAGUGUGCUGGACCUAUCUGGGUCAGGUCGGCCUCUCCGAUGGGGGCGGGGUCCAGGACCAGGCUAGCCGUGAGCACAUUAAAACAGCAGUCAGGGACAUGACUAAACGACUCCAACCCCCCAACGACCUGGUCUAUAAGGGCAUUAAUCUCGGUAGCAUCCAAAAAUCCCCUACCACUGAACAACUGACAGUGGCCCUCCUGAACUCUAGUUACAGCCUAUGGCGUAAUGUGUCGAAAAACGGUGACAGUGACUGCUGGAUCUGUUUCCCUUUUUCAACACGUUCUAACAUUGUAGGGAUACCCCUCCCUAUGGAUUGGCCACUCCCCAACUCCACGACCACAAAUAGCACGGUUCAUAUUGGCCCCAUUGGGGAAAACAUACCUAUUAUUAAUGUGUCCUCCCCCCUCACCACGGCAGCUGCCAACAUCACUAACUCCUCCCUCCCGUAUUGUACUCCCUCGGGAAUAUUUCUCUCGUGCCCUCAGGGAAUCUAUCGCUGUCUGACCACUAACGACUCCCUGGGCUGUAUAUUCAUCCUAUUAUCUCCUUCUACCACCAUUUACUCUGAAUCCCAGCUGCUAUCCAUCCUAUUCCCCCAACACCGUGAAGAAAGGGCCGUCUUCCUCCCAUUCAUAAUAGGGGCAGGGGUAGCCAUAGGGGUGGCAACUGGGACAGCAGGGAUAGGAACCUCCAUAGACUUUUAUUACAAACUCUCCCAGGCUCUGAAUGAUGAUAUGGAACGGGUUGCUGACUCCCUCACAGCCCUACAGACCCAGGUCACCAGCCUGGCAGCCUUAGCUCUACAGAACCGACGGGCCUUAGACCUUCUGACCGCCGAAAAAGGGGGGACCUGCCUAUUCUUAAAUGAAGAAUGUUGUUACUUUGUUAACCAAUCAGGUAUAGUUACUUCCAAGAUCAAAGAACUCAGGGAUCGGAUCCAAGCACGGCGGCGAGACACGUCCUCUUGGGGCCUGGACCCCUACAACUGGGUAACCUGGCUGCUCCCUCUGGCGGGACCUGUAUGCAUAAUCCUCCUUCUAAUCUCAGUUGCUCCCUGUCUUUUCCGGUACUUGCAGGGUCGCCUACAAGAACUUGCCCGAGUAUCCGUCAAUCAACUCCUCCUCCAGCCCUACUCUCGCCUGCCCACUUCCGACUACCCUUAUGACGACGCCCCCUGUCAGCAGGAAGUAGCCAGAACCGAGUCGACGCCCCUGACACCAUUAUAUUAAGCAAAAGGUCGGAAUGUUGGGCUGGCAGGAAGGGCUACCAAAGAUGGCGAAAAUUCCCGCCACAAGACCUGAACUCGGACAGGAGAACAAAGGACCAAGAUGGUGAAAGUUCCCGCCACACCACCUGAGCUCGGACAGGAGAACAAAGGACCAAGAUGGCGAAAGUUCCCGCCACACCACCUGAGCUCGGACAGGAGAACAAAGGCCCAAGCAGGAACCUGAGACCCCCGCCCUGGGCUCCUGUGGACCAAUGGGAUCCCGAUGAGCAGGAGGGAUAUCCAAAUAAGGGAAACUUGCCAAAAGACCCCUGAGCUUUCCCCAAGACCCCUUAAAAGCCCCCUCCUCCCUGCCUUGGGCGCGACUUCCCCCACUCUGCUUUCCAGAGUUGCGGAACCUCGCCCGAGGGUGCCCACCUCCUCCCGGUGCAACUUUCUCGGCUCCCCUUCACCUGGGCCCUGAAACUUCACCGGAGAGAACCUUUAAUAAACCUUGCCUUACACUCA